This is a messenger RNA of Opisthorchis viverrini, 360 nucleotides long. RefSeq lists its product as hypothetical. The record is from RefSeq and is a predicted model, not a curated record. The transcript is spliced from 2 exons. Bases 1 to 360 code for a protein of 119 amino acids. NCBI's taxonomy places the organism in Eukaryota, Metazoa, Platyhelminthes, Trematoda, Opisthorchiida, Opisthorchiidae.
AUGGGCGAUCAGGGAGGUCGUCUCUCAUUCGAGGGCUUCGUAGUUCGACCCCCGGUUGACCCACUUCCCUGUCGGAACAGACACAAACAAGAAGUGUUGACGCGACAUUGCCAUGCCAACAAUGGCAUCCUCAGGCUACCUUCGUUUCGAAAACAUCUGGUUACUCACAGAAGCCGAUCCAUCGGACUAUCUGAUACUGAGAAAUGUUCAGCAGAUAAGGGUGAAAUAUUGGCGCUGGGGUUUCGGUGUUUGGCUGUCAGAGUAUCCUCUGACUUUCAAGAGCAACCAGAAAAUCUGAGAAAUGUCCGACAUGCUAAGCGUAAUGCGAUAGAGGUCAAGUCCGAUACCCCGACAACGUAG